UGUAAUUGCUCCCUAAUUCUUCAUUUAACCAUCUUACUUACCCAACACAGGUCUUACAAUAUCAUACUUUUACUGUGUUUUUCUAACAAAAUCAAACUUCACACCAAUUUUUUUAAUACAAGAGCCAAAGAAGCAUACGUAUGAUACAUCAUCAAGUGGAGUUAUUUACGCAUUUUACAUUAUAAAAAAAAAAAAAAAAAAAGUUAGGGGUGUUACGCAAUUUGUGUAAAAUGGAAGGGCUAAUUUACAAUUUUCCCAUAAUAAACAAACUGGACUCACUCGAGUGAACAAGAAGAAGAAAAGGAAAUGGAUUUGAAGAUGGAAAAUUAAUAAUAAAUUGUUGAGAUUAAUACCUGUAAAAGAUUAAUCCGUCCGGCAAUAAUGACGGCAGCGAAUAAUACUCCGGCGAGCAGCGGCGGCAGCCAGGCCUACGGAGAAGCAUGGUACUGGGACAAUCGGUACACACACGAUCCAUCCACCUUCGAUUGGUACCAAAAAUACGCCUCCCUCUCCCCUCUCAUCCGCCUCUACGUGCCUCGCCGCCACCCUAUUCUCGUCGUCGGCUGCGGCAACUCUGCGUUUAGUGAAGGCAUGGUUGAAGAUGGAUAUGAUGAAGUUGUGAAUGUUGAUAUCUCCUCAGUGGUGAUUGAAGCUAUGCAAAACAAGUAUUCUACUUGCCCGCACCUCAAAUAUAUGAUGAUGGACGUACGAGAUAUGAGUGCCUUCGGCAUUGGGACCUUUGCUGCUGUUAUAGAUAAAGGGACGCUCGACUCUCUUUUGUGUGGACACAACUCACGGGACAAUGCAGCUAAGAUGCUUGAGGAAGUGUGGAGGGUCCUCAAGGAUAAAGGAGUAUAUAUUCUGAUUACAUAUGGAUCACCAGUUUAUCGACUAUCAUUAUUGAAAGAAUUGAACUGGACAACGAAGCUGCAUGUGAUAGGUAAACAUCAAUCGGAAAAUAGUUCAAAUUGGAGCAGGGAGUUGACCUCUCCCGUCCCAUUAGAUGUGAAUGGAAGCUUCUCGGAAGCUGUGGGAAUGAACGCUGUUGUUCACUAUAUUUAUGUAUGCAUAAAGGAUGAUUCUUCUGGGAAGAGUGAAGAAGCAUAAGCCUGUAAGAGGAAUGACGAUGAGAGACUAGAUUACUAGGAUUAUAAAUUAUUGAUCAUUGUGAAUAAUAAAUAAUCUGAGGAUGAGAGUGAUUAUUGCUAUUUAGCAAUUUGAGCUGUGACCAAAUACUUGGGAGGUUUGUGGAAGGUUGUUCUUCUAGUGUGUAUUGCUUAACAUUCUUCUGUUUGGCUGCAAAUUAGCCUUUUUUCUUUAUAUAUGUGUGUAUCCAUUAUAAUUCUUGAAUUGAUUAAAUUUCUGA
Erythranthe guttata (spotted monkey flower) is the source of this 1366-nucleotide messenger RNA. NCBI's taxonomy places the organism in Eukaryota, Viridiplantae, Streptophyta, Magnoliopsida, Lamiales, Phrymaceae. The record is from RefSeq and is a predicted model, not a curated record.